AUGCAAUUUCUCGCCCUCACGGCGACCCUCCUCGUCUCCGCGGCCACGGUUGCCGCCUCCACGACCACAUCUGCCACCUCCAUGGGCAACGCCACCGCCCCCACGGCCGCCACAUCCACAGGCACGGCCGUCAGCUCUCCGACCCGCGGCCUCAAGGCCGGGGAGAGGUGUAAGGCGGGGACAUUCCGCUGCGGUGGGAACGAUACGAGCAGCUGGAUCGAGGUCUGCAACAUGGAUCACAGAUGGUACCCGGCCAAGGAAUGGAUGUGCGGCGGCCCGGGCUGCUGCUUCUCCCAAGGGAGCCGGCUCUGUUGCGGCUGCAUGGGAGGCGCGGUUGACUGCCCGGUCGCGGCCGGAACUCAGGUGACGGAGGGGAGGUAG
Molecule: messenger RNA, 381 nt
Organism: Gaeumannomyces tritici R3-111a-1
Lineage: Eukaryota; Fungi; Ascomycota; Sordariomycetes; Magnaporthales; Magnaporthaceae
Exons: 1
Coding region: 1-381 (126 amino acids)
Source: RefSeq, a predicted model, not a curated record